UGUUGGAGCUGAAGAAAACCAACAAUUUACACAUGAAGUCACAUUUGGACAAUGCCAUCGCUAGUGUUUAAAUGAGCGGAUAUGGGAGAUAAGACCCGCGAUCUCCCGUCAUGGAUGCUAAAGAAAGACGUGAAGCAGAGCGAGCAGGAGACGAGCUUUAAACCACACAGAAAGACGAAAAAGACGCGACUCGAGAGAGUGCCGCUGUACUGCAUGAACGAAGCGGAGCUUGUGGAGACGGCGCUGGGUCUCCUCCGCGAAGCCGGAAGCGGCGGCGAUCGUGAGACUGAAACCCGUGAAAACAAAACCGAGUCUAAAAAGGCGGGGGGGUCUAGCGUGAGGGCGGUGGGGGCUGUUGUGAAACAAAAGAGGAAACGGGUCACGGUGUCCGACGUGGAGGAGGAAUCGUCAGACUGCGAGGCUCAGGACAGAACGUACGUCUCUGAGACCGACCUGGAGGAGUUAGCGGAGGCAGCGACCCUGCCGUACGGCGUCACCAAGGCGCGGGAACGCGGCGGUCACGCAGAAAGCCCCCCGCCCGUGACUGUGGGAACCGGUGCAACAGGUGCGUCGCACGCAUCGGGGCAGCGCAAUAAUCGCGGCGGCGCGCCGGACCCAGGACACGGGGACGCUUCACACGGCAGCUCGGACGAAGAUGCUCUCCGGCUCGUUCGGGAAAUCUUCUUCACCUGAACCCGUGAUCCCGUUUUUCGAGGCAGACCCAGAGACGUGCGGUCCUUUAAUCGGACCUCCACUAUGAAGUAGAACCCGACUGUGAGGAAAUGCAGGUCCUGCGUGCCUGUUUUUUUUUCCAACAGGAAGUGGGGACUGCACAUGCAUAGGAUGUGAGAAGCCUGAAGAUGGGUUUCAUGUCCCUGCGCAUUCUGUGUCAAAGAGUCUGGUUGUUCAUUUGACAUGUGUCACGUGAGACUCCUGCUCCAGCAGCUCACAGCUCAGAGAUACAACCAGAAAAGCUUCUGUGCUCAAACUGCAGGUGGCCACAAUUGCAGUUACCUGGGUAAUGACAAUGUACUCUCCAAUAGAAGCUCAUCAUCAUCCGAGAAAAGACGAGAUCAAUAUUUCGUAUCAGUAACGUGACCAUAACGGGUUCAUUUUCAUAAAUGGAGCCUUGUUCUGUGUUCUUGUUGAUACUGCACUAAAUCUAUAGUACUGGCCCUUGUACGUAAAGUAGGGGAAAUUUCCACAAUCUGAAUUUCACAGUUAAUGUAAUACAAUGUAACGCAAAGGAGAAAGGUGCCUUGCAUCCAUGCUGCUCUGAUCUUGCUGUAUAGAUCUUGUGGUGGAUGGUUUCCUACCCUUCCUGCAUCAUUACUUUCACUGGGAUGGAUGUGCUCAUUGGGAACAGCAAUUGCAAUGUGUGGUUAAUAAAGUUUAUUUAAUGCUCCAAGCAAAAUGUCAUGUAAAUUAAUAGUGUGCAUAAACAUCUAAUUGAGAAUAAAUACAUAAAGUGCAAACACCCCUUUUCAUUAAUCACUGUAACAAAAUUCACAGUUACUUUAAGGAAAAGGGACCUUUUCUUUAUAAAUGCAUGGAAUCUGGAAAGGUGUCCAGAUACAUUAUUUUGAAAUAACAUAAGACAACAUGAGCAGAAAUACUAAAUCUUCCUGAAACCAGGAAGAUAAUUCACUAUGAGGUAGACAGUUACUGAAAGUAGACCUGCAUGGUGGAAA
Molecule: messenger RNA, 1691 nt
Organism: Megalops cyprinoides (Indo-Pacific tarpon)
Lineage: Eukaryota; Metazoa; Chordata; Actinopteri; Elopiformes; Megalopidae
Exons: 3
Coding region: 82-693 (203 amino acids)
Biological process (GO): double-strand break repair via nonhomologous end joining; negative regulation of double-strand break repair via nonhomologous end joining
Cellular component (GO): cytoplasm; nucleus
Source: RefSeq, a predicted model, not a curated record